GGAAGAUCAGCCCGAUCACUGGAAGGGAAAAUCUGAGUAGAGUUUGGCAGUGGGUUGCUGCAUUCAUCGGAAGAUAAAAUCUUUUGAGCUUAAGGAGAUCACUCCGUAAAUGGGAAAGUAAACGGUGGGAAGGGCCUCAUUGGAGGCAGCAUGGGGCAGGCCUUGAGUUUUGGCCUGACACAGUACGAUGUUGAGGAGUUGAAGGACUAUUGUGACGGUCGAUUUACACAGUCUGAGAUCGAGGGCCUCUACAGGAGAUUUCGAGCUUUGGAUCGGGGCAGGAAGGGUUUCAUUUCUUCGGAGGAAUUCUCCAGUAUACCAGAGCUCAGUAUCAAUCCUCUCCAUUCCCGGAUGGGACAGAUGUUCAAUCACGUCAACUUCAAGGAGUUUGCCCUUGCACUCAAAGCCAGCAGCAAGCGGGCGAGCAGGGAAGAUAAGCUUCGAGUGAUCUUCUCCCUCUUUGAUGUCGACAAUGAUGGCAUCUUGUCCCCAGCAGACUUGGAGCUGAUGAUUCGCCAGCUCGCUGGCAGCUCCCUCUCGGAGGAGGAUGUGAAACUUGUUAUGGAGAUGGCUCUGAAAGAGGCGAAUGCCUCGGAUGCGGGUCUCACCUUCGAAGAUGUGGCAAAAGCACUGGAGGGCAGUGAGCUGAGAAUGGAGGUGGAGAUGCCUGUAGACUACUGAGAGAGAGCGACAGUGAUUUAACUGUGACAGCCACUCGCGGGCCUGCAACAGUUGGGGUCAGGAUAUGCCUUUGAAGCUCAUUACACUGGUGCCACCAUCCUGCUCCCAGUUCAGGGCAGGAAUAUUCAUUAUGGGUCGCCAUGGCUUACAGCUAGAUUUACACGAACAACACCUGGAACAGUGGCCACAUGGAGCUGGUGUCUGUUCUUAGCAGGUACCCUUAGGAGAUGCUUCUAUGUGAUUGACUUAAGUUAGUGUUGACAUCACCAGCCAGCUUUCACUUGUGUACAAUAGAGAAUCCUUGCAACUACUGCUGAAAGUUCUGGCGAUGCGCAGUGCAUCAUGCUGACUCAUACAGAUCCGAGCUGUAUGAGUCUGUAUGGCUUUUGCACUGUGUUCGGCAAUCCAAUGAAAAUGUUGUGAUCAGUGACUGCCGUUUGCACGAUAUGGUAAGACAAGCCGGCCUGGUGAAACGAGAUCUUUAUGC
This is a messenger RNA of Coccomyxa subellipsoidea C-169, 1168 nucleotides long. Its product is annotated as EF-hand. Gene Ontology annotation, molecular function: calcium ion binding. The record is from RefSeq and is a predicted model, not a curated record. Bases 151 to 681 code for a protein of 176 amino acids. The transcript is spliced from 6 exons. NCBI's taxonomy places the organism in Eukaryota, Viridiplantae, Chlorophyta, Trebouxiophyceae, Coccomyxaceae.